Aethina tumida (small hive beetle) is the source of this 2051-nucleotide messenger RNA. RefSeq names its product kinesin-like protein KIF3A (gene Klp64D). Gene Ontology annotation, biological process: microtubule-based movement. The record is from RefSeq and is a predicted model, not a curated record. Lineage: Eukaryota; Metazoa; Arthropoda; Insecta; Coleoptera; Nitidulidae. Bases 67 to 1950 code for a protein of 627 amino acids. The transcript has 7 exons. Gene Ontology annotation, molecular function: microtubule binding; microtubule motor activity; ATP binding.
CAUAACCUAAAAUUUGACAGGCAUUUGUUAUUGAUCAGGUAUUGCGACCUUUUACAUUUUAGAAAUAUGGCAAAUAUAAAAAACGAACAGGACACAGAAAUAGAGAACGUGCGAGUAUUCAUUAGAGUACGUCCAUUGAACAAAAAAGAACUAACUGAGGGUAAUCAGAAUAUAGUAUUAUUGGAUCCAAAGGAAAAUCUAAUUGUAUUAAAAAAGAAUGAAGACUCAACAAAACCAUUUAAAUUUGACUACAUUUUUAAUGAAAACGCCGCACAAUUGGACCUGUAUCGUCUUAUUGCUUAUCCCAUUGUUGAAAAAGCUCUACAAGGGUACAAUGGAACAAUUUUUGCCUAUGGCCAAACUGGUACAGGCAAAACAUAUACAAUGGGAGGUAAUCACUUGAAACCUGAAUUGAAAGGAAUAAUUCCGAAUACGUUUUCGCAUGUGUUUAGUCAAAUCUCUAGAGCAAGUGGAGAGAAGUCUUUUGUAGUCACUGUUACUUAUUUAGAAAUUUAUAAUGAAGAAGUCAGAGAUCUUUUGUCUAAUGAUCCCAAUAAAAAAUUAGCUAUAAGAGAAAGACCUGAUGUUGGAGUCUAUGUAAAAGAUCUGAUGGGAUUUACAGUUGAUUCAAUAGAGUCAAUAACUGAAUUGUUAAAUAGAGGUAAUAAGAAUAGGAUGACAAGAUCAACUCUAAUGAAUGAUGUUAGUUCACGAUCACAUGCCAUUUUCACCAUAAGUAUUGAGUCUAAAAAUAGGCUGGAUAAUAAAACCACUAUUGGAAAACUGAAUUUAGUAGAUUUGGCGGGUUCUGAAAGAGCCAGCAGGACUCAAGCAACGGGUGAAAGAUUAAGAGAAGCGAGUAAUAUUAAUUUAUCACUCUCAGUAUUAGGAAACGUAAUUUCAGCUUUAGUCGAUGGAAAAUCUAGUCAUAUUCCGUACCGAAACUCAAAACUUACUAGAUUGCUGCAGGAUUCUCUAGGAGGAAAUUCUAAAACUGCCAUGAUUGCGAUGUUAAGCCCAGCGGAUGUUGAUUAUGAAGAAAGCAUUUGUACUCUACGUUAUGCCGCUAGAGUGAAGCAUAUUCAGAAUCAUGCUAGGAUUAAUGUGGAGCAGAAAGGCCUCAUUGAAGGAUUUGAGCAGGAAAUUGCUGAACUUCAACAAAAAGUUUUGUUACUUUCUCUGCAGGAGCAGCAAAGGGAAGUUAAACAGAAAAAGAAAGAAAAAGAGAAGACCACUUCAGAAGCCAAACAACAAGAGAUUAAAAAAUGUGAAGAAGAAUUGCAGAAAACUGAGAAAGAAAAGAAUGACUUAAUUUCAAAAAUAUCUAUGAUUCAGAAAAAGAUUUUAGUCGGUGGUGAGAAUUUAUUUGAGAAAGCUCAGCAACAAGAAUUUUUGCUGGAAUCGUCUGGUGCUGAAUUGGAAAACUUGGAUAAACACCAUAAGGAACUGGAGGAGGCGUUAAAUAAAAAAGCUGCUGAAAAAAUUGAUGUGGAGGAAAAGUAUUCUUCAUUACAGGAGGAGGAUUUGGCAUUAAAUAAAAAGAUUAAAAAGGUGCAGGCAUUAUUGAAUGAUGUUAAAGAAGAAUAUGCUGAUAAAAAUCAUGAGUACCAAAGAGAGAUGGAGGCCUUAUAUGACAAUAAUCGACUAUUGGUUAAAGAAACACAACUUGCUAAUCUUAUGAUUGAAAAUUACAUCCCUAAAGAUUACAUGAAAAAGAUAGAAUGCAAUCUGAUUUGGAAUAAUGAAACUCAAGAAUAUCAAAUGCGAGGUGUCGCCUACACAGGAAACAACAUGAAAAAACGUAUGACAGGUAAUAUAGAAAUAUCAGCACCUGUAAAAUUUGAAAUGAAAAAUGUAUACCACAAAUAUCCAGAUAAAAAGAAAGAAAGAAAGUUAGUUUAUGACAAGAAGAUAUUUUCAGCUACAAAAAGUCGUAAAGAUACUAAAUAAUUUUAUGCUUGUUAGAGAAUUGGGGAUAAUUUAAAUUUAAUAUGCUUUAUUUUAUUUGUGGCUAUUAAUUAUAUAUUUUUUGUUUAUUUUAAUUUCUAGAU